Molecule: messenger RNA, 657 nt
Organism: Candidula unifasciata
Lineage: Eukaryota; Metazoa; Mollusca; Gastropoda; Stylommatophora; Geomitridae
Source: the annotation of a GenBank genome assembly
AAAUUCCUUGUUCAUCGUUUAGUGUAUAUUUCAAAGAUUCGAUCUCCUCAGGUGGACAGAUCAUCACUUGGAAACUACUAUGACCAGCUGAUGAAGAAGCUUCAAGCUGAUUAUCCCAGCAGUGAGCCCAUUUCUGGUCUGAUGCUGAUUUUCCUCAAGCACAUAGCUCAUGUUGUUGAGACAUCAUCAGACAUGAUCUUGCGGAUUGUGAAAGAUCUGUGGAAGAUGGAACAGGAAGAAAAUUCUUACAUCUCAAAAUCCAAGAUCUUGAUUGUGUCUCAUGAUAUAUCCUUCCUUCGGCUGUACAGCUACUGGUCGUUCCGAACUUUAGAUAUCAUAGAACAUGGCAUUGAAGCCUAUGAUACAAAUGAGACCUUUGAGAAUGUCAUAGUCGACUUCCUGACACAGGUGCUGAAACUUGGAGUCUACUUGUACAAGCAGCCGAAGCUAAGUCUCCGAGGUGUAAUGGAUUCCUUACAUGAGAAGGUGCCAGAUUGUUUACCACAACAAUCCAUUGUACAUUACCUUCUGGAAGAAUCAGACAGCAGCAUGAUUACCCCUGAGGAGUUUAUCAACAUAUAUGAAAAACCAUUUGAUACAUCACUUGAGAGUGAUAUGGUAUGGCCUGUUACAACUCACCUGUUCCCUUACAGCUAA